Messenger RNA from Guillardia theta CCMP2712, 360 nucleotides. RefSeq lists its product as hypothetical. Lineage: Eukaryota; Cryptophyceae; Pyrenomonadales; Geminigeraceae. The transcript has 3 exons. The coding region runs from base 1 to 360 and encodes 119 amino acids. The record is from RefSeq and is a predicted model, not a curated record.
AUGCUGGAGAGAAAGUUUGCGCGGGAGGGUUUACGGAGCAAGCACAGGGAGGAGGUGCUUGAAAGAGAUGUCGCUAGAGCGAAAUUCCGACAACGGGCUCGUGUGCGGAUGCUCGAUUGCGACUUAGAGGUUGUGCUGAUGAAGCCGUCCAUGGCGAGCCUUGCGAGCCAGCAGGCGGAGGGGAGGGAGGUGCAGCCAAGGGAGGGGAGCACGGGGCCAGACAGGGAUAUGGUUGCUGGUUGCAGCAGCUGUGUUUCGAAACGAGUGCAGCAGCAGCAGCAGCAGCAGCAGCAGCAGCAGCAGCAGCAGCAGCAGCAGCAGGCACGUCUCGCUGUCUCCUUCCUCAUGUCCAUCGGCUAA